Messenger RNA from Bipolaris maydis ATCC 48331, 1805 nucleotides. RefSeq lists its product as uncharacterized. NCBI's taxonomy places the organism in Eukaryota, Fungi, Ascomycota, Dothideomycetes, Pleosporales, Pleosporaceae. The record is from RefSeq and is a predicted model, not a curated record.
AUAACCUUGAGAGCUCCACCUGCAAAAUCAGCCUUGUCAAGCUUUUUCUCAACUCCUCGGACAGCGGGAGAAGCUCCAGAGCAACACACGCACACACGCACACACACGACAAUGGGUCUCGCAAGCAAGAUGGCUGCAGCAAAUGCAGCGGCAGGCAUGCCUCCAGGCGGCCAGCCUGGCUAUCCUGGACAGCAGCAGUACCAAGCGUAUCCAGGUGCCCCAGCUGCCGGCGCUCCCGGGGGUGGCCCACCAGGACAGGGUCAAUACGGCGCUCCUCCGCCCCAGGGAGGAUACCCUGGAGGCCCACCUCCCCAGCAACUAUCUCAGAGCAGCCCUGCUGAGGUAGAAGGCUACAAGCAACUUCUCAAUGCUUGUAUUCAGGAGAAGAACCUCCAAUGCUUCUACCCACCAAAUGACCCAAGGAUUACCCAGAUCGCUCAACAAGCAGGUCCCAAGAUCAACCAGGUCAUUCAGCGCUGGCGUGUCGCAAAGGAAAUCGCAAAUGAUAUUGUCAAGCUUGCCCUGUACGACAUUGUACUCUAUAUCGACGACAGUGGUUCCAUGCAGUUCGAAGAGGAGGGAAGCCGCAUCAAGGACUUGCGCCUUAUUCUGGAGCGAGUCUCGUUUGCCGCCACGCUCUUUGACCAUGAUGGUAUUUCUAUUCGCUUCAUGAACACCGAUCUUUCCAACGCACGCGACCAGCAGGGCCGUCCUCUCCAGGAUGGUGUGGCGUCCGAGGCUCAGAUUGAGCAAAUCAUGCGUGGCGUGCAGUUCAAGGGUCUUACACCCAUGGGAACUGCUAUGAGGCAAAAGGUCAUUGAUGGCAUCGUUCUCCAAAAGGCAAGGAACGGUCAGCUGACCAAGCCGGUACUGGUCAUUGCCAUCACCGAUGGUCAGCCAGCUGGAGAGCCUCAGAACGCCAUUUUCGAUACCAUUCAGUAUGCUUUUGAUACUCUCAAGGGUUUCCCACAGUAUGGCCGCGGCGCCGUUGCGUUCGAGUUCGCUCAGGUCGGAAACGAUGAAGCUGCUAGGAAGUUCCUCAGUAAACUUGAUGAGCACCCCGUAAUCGGACCAGAGGUUGACUGUACCUCUAACUUCGAGAACGAGCAAGAAGAGAUGAUGCGCGCCAAUCCUCCUGUGGAUCUCACACCCGACCUAUGGAUCAUCAAACUUCUUCUUGGCGCCAUUGACCGUAGCUACGAUUCCAAGGACGAAAAGACCAACCCCCAACCUGGUGGAUAUGGCGCACCUCCAGGCCAGUAUGGUGCUCCGCCAAGCCAAUAUGGUGGCCCACCACCGGGUCAGUAUGGAGGCCCCCCACCAGGACAGGGCCAGUAUGGCGCACCACCCCCACAAGGCCAAUAUGGCGCCCCUCCUCCAGGCCAAUAUGGAGCUCCCCCUCCAGGCCAAUACGGAGCUCCUCCACCAGGUCAAUAUGGUCAGCGACCACCUCAGGGUGGUCCUGGUGGAUACCCAGGUCAGCAGCAGUACGGCCAGCCGCCACCAGGUGGGAAGUACUAGUACUGAACUUCUAGCCAUUGCGUUAGCAACCGAAGUUUGGUCUCAGUCUGUAAUCGAAAGUAGGAAGCAGGAAUGUGUCAAGGAACAGUGAUGGAAUAUUCUUUAGUCAACCUAUGUUUUCCGAGAAUUUGUUCUACUACAGAACUAUGGCUCUGACUUUGCGUGUCUGGGACGGCUUGAAUUGUUUGCAGAACUGCUAUGAAUGAUAUUCCCCUCUAGUGCAUGUCUAGCCUGCAUGCUUUCCAGUAGUGUUUUAGAAUCCAUUUCAAUCAACCAUGUAUAGA